This is a messenger RNA of Brassica oleracea var. oleracea, 935 nucleotides long. Its product is annotated as short-chain dehydrogenase reductase ATA1. The transcript is spliced from 2 exons. The record is from RefSeq and is a predicted model, not a curated record. The coding region runs from base 1 to 816 and encodes 271 amino acids. Lineage: Eukaryota; Viridiplantae; Streptophyta; Magnoliopsida; Brassicales; Brassicaceae.
AUGGCGAACUCAAACAAAAGACUAAAUAAGAAGGUAGCCAUAAUAACCGGAGGAGCAAGAGGGAUCGGAGCUGCCACGGCGAGGCUGUUUACAGAGAAUGGUGCAUAUGUCAUUGUCGCGGAUAUACUGGAUGAAGAAGGCGUCCAUAUGGCCGAAUCCAUUGGUGGGUGCUACGUGCAUUGCGAUGUAUCAAAGGAGGCUGAUGUGGAGGCGGCAGUGGAGCUGGCCAUGAGACGAAAAGGGAGGCUGGACGUAAUGUUCAAUAAUGCGGGAAUGGCUGUGAACGAAGGUAGCAUCAUGGAGAUGGACAUUAAGAUGGUAAACAAACUUGUUUCAGUCAAUGUGAAUGGUGUCUUGCUUGGCAUCAAACAUGCAGCUAAGGCGAUGAUCAAAGGAGGAGGAGGGUCGAUCAUAUGCACAUCAAGUUCAUCAGGAGUAAUGGGAGGACUUGGUGGUCACGCGUAUACGCUUUCAAAAGGAGCCAUUAACGGGCUCGUGAAGACAACGGCAUGUGAACUUGGCUCUCACGGUAUCCGUGUGAACAGCAUCUCUCCGCAUGGAGUUCCUACUGAGAUCUUGGUCAACGCGUAUCGUACGUAUCUUCACAAUGACAGAAUCGAUGCGGCUGAAGUCACAAAGACUGUGGCUGAGAAAGGAAGUUUACUGACCGGAAGAGCUGGUACUGUGGAGGAUGUGGCUCAAGCAGCUUUGUUUCUUGCAAGUGAAGAAUCGUCAAGAUUCAUUACCGGACAUAACCUGGUUAUUGAUGGUGGGUACACAUCUGCCACUACUACCAUGAGAUACAUCUACGACUAAUUUCAAAGCUGCUUUCUUUUCAGUUGUUUUCUUUUGAGUAUAUCUGAAAUGUUUUCUUGUCAUAAAAUAAAUAUUUUCUAAGGAGUUUAUAUGAUAUACUUUUGUCUCUAAUUGGCAUU